Messenger RNA from Paecilomyces variotii, 3116 nucleotides. RefSeq lists its product as hypothetical. Gene Ontology annotation, biological process: rescue of stalled cytosolic ribosome; protein ubiquitination. Lineage: Eukaryota; Fungi; Ascomycota; Eurotiomycetes; Eurotiales; Thermoascaceae. The transcript is spliced from 3 exons. The record is from RefSeq and is a predicted model, not a curated record. Gene Ontology annotation, molecular function: ubiquitin protein ligase activity; ribosome binding. The coding region runs from base 471 to 2858 and encodes 795 amino acids.
CAAUUCUAUUCUAGUUAUUUAGCGUCUGGCAGUAACAAUCGCGUAUUGAUCUUGUUCUGUCCAUUCAGCAUGCUUUCCCGCACUCACCGCCUUGGGUUCAGUCAAGCCGAUUAACAGCGCGUACUCUAGCCAUCUUGACUCAUAAUGACUCUGAAGACAUCAACAUCAGGCAAAUCCUGCCGUUCGAGUUCACUGGAGAUCACUCGAGGCUCCUCCCUUGAGGAGGUCGCCUGAAAGUUCUGGCGAAUAUCAAGUAUUUCGCACGUACAUAAUCUCCUAUCUUUCCUUCUGACGUCCCGCAUCUGCGGCAACGACUUUUUUAUCCGCUGGUUGAUAAUCUUCCCCACCGGACCGCUGCCACAGAACGUGCCGAGAGUUGCGAAAGCUCAGCAGUCGCCCGUCCUGUGAAGUAUCCCCUAUCUUGUCGGUCCCGUCUUGUUCGGUUCCUUGUUUGUGACUGGGACACCACAAUGGCAGAUCAAGCCUCAGCUCAAGGAGGAGCUCCACGCGGUCCGCGGGACUCGAACAACCCCUCACACCCAGCGGCUGACGGCAGCGGGUCUAGAGACUCAAGAGGGAGAGGAAGAGGCGGUAGAGGAGGACGAGGCGGCCGCGAUAGGCAAAAUCGCAGCCAGAAGAACCGACAGCCAGGUGUAAAUGCGACAUCAGGAGAUGGCGGACGAACUCCUGGCGCAAGUUCCGGAGGCAAAGGCACCACCGGUGAUCACUCGACCGGAAAUUCAACGACAGAGGGUGAGGAUAAGGGCAAGCUGCCGGCUGGUGUCACAGCGGAAGAAGACGCGGAUGACGCUGAGGUCUGCUUUAUCUGCGCAUCAAAGGUCGAGCAUACGUCUGUUGCGCCAUGUAACCACCGCACUUGUCAUAUCUGCGCGUUGCGGCUGAGAGCCCUGUAUAAGACCAAAGCUUGCGCGCACUGCAGGACCGAAUCCAGCUUUGUCAUCUUUACCGAUGACCCCCUUAAGCGCUACAACGAGUUCAAUGAGUCGGAUUUCGUCAGAAAGGAUGACAACUUAGGAAUCAAGUAUGAGAAGGACGAAAUCUUCGAGGACACUGUAUUGCUACUGCGGUACAACUGCCCGGAUGAAGACUGCGAUGUAGCGUGUUUGGGCUGGCCAGACCUUCAUCGCCAUGUCAAAACCAAGCAUGGAAAGGUGAUGUGUGACCUCUGCACAAGGAAUAAAAAGGUAUUCACACAUGAACAUCAAUUGUUCACAACAGCAGAACUUCGGAAGCAUGAGAAGUAUGGUGACAAUAAGCCUGGAGAGGUUAACCAGAGUGGGUUCCGUGGUCAUCCUGAGUGCGGAUUCUGUCGCCAGCGUUUCUACGGCGAUGAUGAGCUUUAUGCCCAUUGCCGAGACAAACACGAGCGCUGCCACAUAUGUGACCGCCGGUCUGGGAACCGUCAACAACAGUACUACAUUGACUACAACGCACUUGAGGAUCAUUUCCAGAAAGACCACUUCCUCUGCUUGGAUAAGGAGUGUCUCGAGAAGAAGUUCGUCGUCUUUGAGUCUCAGAUGGACUUGAAAGCCCACCAACUAGAAGCACACCCUAACGGCCUUUCAAAAGACGCAAGAAGGGACGCUCGUCUAGUCGAUAUGUCCGCUUUCGACUACCGCGCUCCGUACCAGGCCUCGAGGCCUCGCAGGGAGCGUGGAGCAGGUAGAGGACGUGAUCCGAACGCGGAGCCUCUUCCAGUCUCUAGUGCUCAGCCGCUGAGAAGAGACGAAAUAGCAUAUCAGCGACAGGUGGCUAUCCAGAGUGCUCAGUCCGUAUCGACGCGAAGCUUCGGUGGCCAGCUGACACGUAACGAUACUCAGCCUGUCCGCGCACCCGCCCGUCCUGCUGAUCCUACACCUGCUCAAGCUGCCGCUGCUGCCUCUGCUGCACGCAAUCCUCCAGUUUCGGCGAUGGAGAACCUCAAUAUCAGUGCCACCACCGGUCCUCUUACUCCUCAAGAGCAAGCUCGUCGUCUCCGCCAUGCUGCCGUGAUCGAGCGGGCGUCUACCCUGCUCCGUAAUGAUCAGAUCAAGAUAUCCGAGUUUCGCGCCAAAGUCUCCAGCUACCGCACUUCAGCCAUCUCCGCCACCGAACUUCUCGACGCAUUCUUCUCCUUGUUCGAUACGUCUAGUUCCGAACUUGGCAAGCUUAUCAAGGAGCUGGCCGAAAUAUACGAAGAUGAGUCAAAACGCAACGGCCUCCUGAAAGCUUGGAACGAUUGGCGGGCCAUCAACGAAGACUAUCCCGCUCUUCCUGGACCCAGCGGUAUGGUGCCUGGCCUAACACUUGGUACUGUCAGCGGCGCGGGUGGCGGUGGUAAGCGUGUGUUGCGCCUGAAGUCCUCAACCGCUCAGUCUUCUCGGUCUGUCGUUAGCAGAAGCGGAGCCAAUGCGUUCCCGGCUUUGCCAACCGCUGCAGCGAGGGCUUCUAACAACAGGAUGUCUUCUAACAAUAGAAGCUCCACGGUCUGGGGUAAUAGUGGUACUCAGAACAUAUCUUCUCCUGGUCCGUCUUCUGUUACCGUUCGGCCUGCCUCUCGCCCUGCUACGACCGCGUCGCACGUAGCCGGCAACACCACUCGAGCAGCAGUUCCACGCGACAGCGAGGCAUUCCCCUCUCUGCCACCCGCUGCGAAGCCUAACGUCCUCAUGGCCGGUCUUACGCGCGGCACUGUCCGCUGGGACGACCGUCGUGGACCAGCCCCAAGUGCCUGGGGAACUGGCAGUUCCAACAGUGCUUCUGCCCAACCUGAGAACGAAGAGUCUGCUAACGACAACCAUACUGGGAAGAAAGGAAAAGGAAAGAAGGGAAAACAGACUCUCUUCCACUUUGGUUGAUAGCCUCCUUAGGGUCACUGUUUUAUUUCCGGGCCCUAUGCACGCUGAUUCGGUUUCCAUGCAUAUGUUGGAGUCAUCAAGGGAUUUGUCUCCGUCUUAGUUUCUCUUUUUUAUCUUUACUUUGAGACUGGUUGGAUGUGUAGAGUAGUAUUUCGAGCCAGUUCCGGUGCAUGAGCAAAAAGGAAAAGCGUGUUGUUAUUUGUAAUAUGUAUCUAGUUCUAUUCCACUACAAUGAAAGAUAAAAGUGAUACAGAUCCC